CACGCGGCGCCGGCUGGGAUCGGUCCUUACCUCAGCCAGAGUCACGCGGUUCUUCUGCUCCUUUUUUCCCUUCUCGGGCGCGCGCUCUCGCCCUCAUUCGUUCGUGUCUCUCGCUCCUGUUGCUGGUAGGACCAUGGCGGAGCAGGACAGCAGGGCUGCAUUAAUAAGUGAGACUAGACAGCGUUUUAACACUGAAUACAUCACAGCAAAACCAGAUAAAUAUGAUUCCAGAGAUGUGGAGAGAUUGCAGCAAGAUGAUUCCUGGGUUGAUAACUUCUUGAUAUGGCAACAUGAUUCAGUGGAUGAGGCACUAAAGAUGAUUGAUGAAAGCUUUCAGUGGAGGAAAGAGUAUGCAGUUAAUGACUUGACAGAAUCUUCACUUCCAAAGUGGCUAUUUGAAGUUGGUGCCCUUUUUCUACACGGUUAUGAUAAGGAAGGGUGUAAAAUAUUUUGGUUCAAAGUGAAACUUCAUACGAAAGAUGCUAAAACACAAUUUGAGAAAAAGAAACUGGUAGCCUUUUGGUUAGAGCGUUAUGCCAGGAGGGAACAUGGGAAACCGCUGACUGUGGUGUUUGAUAUGGCUGAAACUGGGCUAAGUAACAUGGACUUGGAUUUUGUCCGGUACAUUAUCAGCUGUUUUAAAAUCUAUUAUCCUAAUUAUCUCUCAAAAAUUGUAAUCUUCGAAUUGCCCUGGAUAAUGAAUGCUGCUUUUAAACUUGUGAAAAGCUGGCUUGGUCCAGAUGCUGUGGGAUUUCUGAAGACAGUCAAUAAAAAUGACAUCCAAGAAUACAUCAGUGCUGAGUAUCUACCACCUCAUAUGGCUGGAACUGAUACCUUCAAGUAUAGUUACCCUCCACUGGUGGAUGAUGACUUUCAAACUCCUUCGUGUGAAAAUGGGCCUAUUACUAGUGAAGAUGACACUGAAAGCAGAGAAGAGAUUGAAACGGACAACAAGGAGAAUCCUGAUUCUAAUGAAGAGCAAGGGUCAAAAAAGACAAACUCUACAGAACAAAUUCCCAAGCCAGAAGAGAAUGAAAAAGUGGACUCCAAAGCAAAAAAUGCAAAGAAGGCGCUAACUACUUUUAAAGGUCUUUUAUUGCACAUCAGUCCAGCAGAAGAACUGCAUUUUGGGUCCAAAGAAACAGGAGAAAAGAAAUGCUUGAUUGUUCUGACGAAUGUAACUAAAAAUACAGUGGCAUUUAAGGUAAGAACGACUGCUCCCGAUAAGUACCGAGUAAAGCCAAGUAACAGCAGCUGUGAACCAGGCACAUCACUAGAUAUAAUAGUGUCUCUUCAUGGUGGCUGUUCUGCUUCCCUGCAAGACCGUUUUCUGAUUAUGGCAGCAGAAAUGGAUCAGUGCUCUGGAGCAGGAACUCAAGAACUGGCUCAGUUUUGGAAAGAAGUUCCGAGAAACAAAGUGAUGGAGCACAGGUUGAGAUGUUAUGUUGUAGAAAGCAGCAAACCUUCAACUCUGACAAUAAAUGAGAAUGCUUUUAAUGUUCCUGCAAAAACCAAUGAAGAUCUACACCGACAGAUAACACAAGUGUUACACAUUAAUAAAAGACUUCAAGAACAGAUUGAUCGAUGUGUCUGGCUCCAGCAAUUGACUGUGGUAUUAGUGUUGUUGCUAGUUGCCAGUACUGCCUUUUGUUUCUACAUGUUAUGCACUCAGGGAAGGUAAAUAGCAAUGCCCUAUACAAUAACAGCUGCCUGUGUAAUUCAGUAUGAGAGGGCAGUGAGCUGAUACUGGUUGAAGAACUGUGAAACUGCUCAAAAGGAGAUCUGCAUGGGCUUUUUUAGAAUCUGGAAAUCACAAGACUGUGAGCCAUACUGUUAAACAGCAAAUACACCUAGAUGAUUCAGACGGUUGGUUUCACUGGAUAGCCUAAGGAUUGUCACAGACAUUUUAUAAUUUAACAAUUUUUCCUCCUUCUGUUAUGCAGAGUAAAUAACAUGUGUCAAAGACUUAAUUAUGUACAUAAAAUGUAACAUUUUUCAAGUGUAAGUACACUGUGGGUAGUAGCAUAAAUGAGAAUUUCCAAUAUUAUUUGUAUAUAAAGUGUGCGGAUGUACAUAAUAUACAGUGAUGCAGUUCAGAAUUCAAGAACUGUAUGGGGGCGUCUUGUAAUAAUUCUGGAAAAUAUGAAUAGCUAUUUUAUGCCAAACAGUUUUCAUCUGAUGUUAAUCUUGUAGCCAUAUUUCCCCCCAAAAUGCUUGCCAUUAUUCCAAAGAUACCAGAUUAAAAGCCUGUGUUUUUGGACUACUAUUUUUAGACUACUAUUGCACCGUGAAGCUUGCAAGAAUGAGUGGGCAGAAUUGCAACUCUACUUUCUUUGUCAGAAAUAGGUGGCUUUAGGGCCACAAUAUUCAGCUACAUUUUGUUGCUGAAAGGUUGCUAAUAUUAUGGAUGGCAGUCUCUUGUAACUCUAGGGCAACAAGUAGAGUGCCAUAAACUGUUUAUAGUCAAGUCUGAAAUGUUGGAGUGGAUCCUACAUAUUGGUAAUGCUCAAGACAGAGCUUUUCUCUAGCACAAGGAUCCUUCUACUAUCAUGAGAAGCUUGUGUUGGUGGAAAGCUCCAUAGUUAGCAUUAUAGAUCUGAUAUAAACAUAAAUUUUGGACCUUUAAUAUAAAUCACGUGAUAUGGAAGAUUUAUUAAAGGUAUAUUAAAGGAAUUAUGAAAAUAUCACUACUUACCUUGAGAGAGUUUUAGUGGUGGUCUAAAAGAUGCAGAAAAUUGUCUGAGUAAACAUUACUCCAACUAUAGUCAUAUCAUACGAAAACUUUAACUGUAAAAAAAAAAUGCUGCUCUGAUCUUCAUCAACAUUAAACCUUUUUAAUUUGGUUGAGUUGAGACAAUAUGUUAAGUCAUGUUUGGAAGUGCAGUUCUGAGACCAAUUCAGAGUGUUUGUUUCCUCUGAAGAAUAACCAGAGUCAUAAAUUGCCCCUUUUCUACUACAUCUGCAGUUCUGUUCCCAGUUACUUUUCCUUAAUCACAUUAGUUUUAAUCCAGAUUCUAGCAUAAACGGGAGCUUCUCAUGCUUCUUCAUGUCUCUUUGUGUGGAAGGGAGGGAUGUUCCUUGGGCCUGCAGACUUUUUAAAAUUGUACUUGCUGGUUGUGAGAGCAAAAGCCUCUGAAUAGGUAGAGUUCAGCGCAUGCGGUGGAGUGGCCAGAUCCCUGCCUUUACUUUAACAGGAUGAAGCAUUUGUAGUCGAGAAAAGCAUCUCCAUUCCAAAUUUUUACUUCUAUUCCACCACAAGGUGCCUCAAUUAGAUAGCACUAUUCACUCUUCUAGGCAGCUGUCUCAGGUUUUAAAAAAUUGAUUACUAAUAAUUGAUGUAGAGUUAGGCUGCAGUCCAGCACAGUUAAGCACGUUGAUUUCAUUGCCAUUAAGUCUGCUUAACUGUAUCAAAUUGUGGCCUUAAUGUGAAAAAUGUUACUAUAUUCACCACUUAGACUGAAAUUUCAUGAGAUUUCUGUUUAAACUACAUUUAAAGUGCCUGAGGAUGGUCUGGAGAACAAAAGGAAUAUUUAAGUUAGGGGAGCUGACCCUCCCCCUUCCUGUUGCUUAAUUCUGGAUGGAUCUGUGUCAGGCUGGUACAAAAAGGAUUUACAGGCUUGAGUACAGGAAAGAGAAGCUGAAACUGAGGAAGUCAGUCUCUGCACUUGGCACCUGCAUUUUCUGUUUGUUCUAUCAGUGGGCCUUUCUACCCCCACUUAAUACAAUUUGAGAAGAUUUGGGUUUAAAUGAACGGAUCUGCAGCCAUCACUUCUAGUUACAGCCAUAAUAGAUUCUGAAUAAUGUUGUACAUAACCACUGUAGACUUCCAUAGUGCAGGAAGAUCUCAGUGCAGUGCAACUGAGGCUUUAUGUAAGCAUGAAAUAUGUUCAGAUGAUUACCUUUUUGUUCUCAGAGGCCUGCUCUAUAUUAGACCAAUAUAAUAAGCUGGUACAAGGUCCUCAGCUAUUUUGAGUGGGUUCUCUUUAGUUCAUCUUGUAUGUUAAGGGAGAAGCCGGUUCACAUUCUCAUCAGAUUUGAGAUCUCAAAAGCUAACUAAAAUUUCUAUGGUCAUUUAUGGUAUAUGUUAAAAAUGAGUAACUUUUCAUUCCAGUCUCAAAACUAAACCUAUUUUUUUUAAAAAAUAAUUAUCACUGAAGCUGAAGGCUGACUAGCACUUUAUUGAAUGCUUUCAAAACUAUAUUCCUAAUAUCUAUGCCAAUAAAUAAGACUCCAUGUUCUGGUGCUUGAAUAUUUUCAGUAUUUUAUUACUGUAUUCAUAUUUUCUAUGUGCAUUUGAACAGAUAAUGUUUUCUAUUUUAAUAUGUUAUAGAGGAGUAACUGCAAUUUAUUGAAUAAAGGAAAACUUGUAGCCACAA
This is a messenger RNA of Eublepharis macularius, 4376 nucleotides long. RefSeq names its product motile sperm domain containing 2 (gene MOSPD2). The record is from RefSeq and is a predicted model, not a curated record. NCBI's taxonomy places the organism in Eukaryota, Metazoa, Chordata, Lepidosauria, Squamata, Eublepharidae. The coding region runs from base 134 to 1681 and encodes 515 amino acids. The transcript has 15 exons.